AUGUCCGGCUCAGAUAACAAGUUUCUCCAGGGCGCUUAUGCCCCCGUCGCCGACGAGAUCGGUCCUGCCAGCAUGAAGCCCAUCGAGGGCACCCUGCCCGAGUGCAUGGAGGGUGGAAUGUACAUCCGGGUUGGCCCAAAUCCUCCGCCAGAGCUUCUGAAGAAGGGCAUGCUCUAUCACUGGUUUGACGGCGACGGAAUGGUCCAUGGCGUCCACUUCCCGAGAGAGAACGAUGCAUCGUACCUCAAUCGAUACGUUCAAACCAACAUUUACACAGUCCAGAAGAAAGUGGGCUACCGCCCCUUCCCUGGCCUGGGCGGGUUCUCCAAGCCGGAUCCUUUCUCGCUGACGUCAGCUCUCAUCAAGUCGUAUAUCGGGCGGCAGUACUUGCCCACCCAGCAACUCGCCACGACGGCCAACACUGCUCUUGUCUUCCACGAUGCUCGCGUUCUCUCGCUCAUGGAGGCUGCUCCGCCUUACGAACUCACCGUCCCGGAGCUCGAGACCCGAGGCGAGUACAAUUACAACGGCAAGUUCACCGAGGAUCUGUCGACGGCCCAGUUCAGCGCACAUCCCAAGGUUUGCCCCGAGACCGGCGAGAUGUUCACGUUUGGAUAUCGUCUGUCGGCGCUACCACCGAUCCACUACUCGGUGAUCAAGCCCGACGGCGAGCUUCUACUUCUCAAGAAGCCCAUCGAGGGCUUGCGAGUGACUAUGAUGCACGACUUUGCCAUCACCCGCCACUACGCCAUCUUCAUGGAUCUUCCCUACAUUGGCGAUGUCACUCGGCCGAUGACCUUCAAGGGUGCCGUCCUUGAGUACGACCCAACGCUGCCCUCUCGAUUCGCCAUCCUGGACCGCUAUGGCGACGGCGAGAUUCGCUGGUUUGAGGAUCCCGAUGCCUGCUAUGUGUACCACACCGCCAACGCCUACGAAGAUGGCGACGAGGUGGUGCUGCAGGGAUGCCGCUACCCCGACGGCCCUGUCCUCGAGAACAAUGCCAAGAUCGAGUAUGAGAACCGGCGCCGACGCCGGGCCAUUGUCGUCGAGUGGCGAUUCAAUCUCGCCACCGGCGCUGUCCAGCGACGGAAUCUGAUGGACCAGGAUUGCGACUAUGCUGUGGACUUUCCGGUCGUCAAUCCCGAGUAUUUUACUCGCAAGUGCAGGUACAUUUAUAGCACCGGACUCGCCUCGGAAACCCAGCCCGGUGGCGUUCACAAGAUUGACUGCGAUACAUCCAGCGUCGAAGCAUCGUACUGGUUUGGCGAGGGAGAGCAGGGCGGCGAGAUGUCGUUCGUGCCGCAGGGAAGCGGCAUGGCCCCGGACAGCGGAUACCUCGUCGGAUACGUCUGCAACAAGGAGGUGCUGGUGAGCUACCUCGACAUUGUCGAUGCCCGGUCGAUGAAGCGGGUGUGCCGAUACUUGCUCCCGGGCCGAGUGCCAUAUGGAUUCCAUGGUCUCUGGCUGAACGAACACCAGAUCGAGCAGCACCGCCAGGCCCGGGAGAGCCGCGGCGCACUUGGAGAGAGAAACGGGGCAGCCGAACCACAGGGCUUGACGACAUACCAGUCGGCCUUGGCCUGGCUUGCGCGGUUCUGGUACUAG
This is a messenger RNA of Polychytrium aggregatum, 1605 nucleotides long. Its product is annotated as retinal pigment epithelial membrane protein. The transcript is spliced from 6 exons. Lineage: Eukaryota; Fungi; Chytridiomycota; Chytridiomycetes; Polychytriales. The coding region runs from base 1 to 1605 and encodes 534 amino acids. Gene Ontology annotation, molecular function: carotenoid dioxygenase activity. The record is from RefSeq and is a predicted model, not a curated record. Gene Ontology annotation, biological process: carotene catabolic process. Gene Ontology annotation, cellular component: chloroplast stroma.